Cataglyphis hispanica is the source of this 1238-nucleotide messenger RNA. Its product is annotated as translation initiation factor IF-2-like. The transcript has 3 exons. The record is from RefSeq and is a predicted model, not a curated record. NCBI's taxonomy places the organism in Eukaryota, Metazoa, Arthropoda, Insecta, Hymenoptera, Formicidae. Bases 117 to 1040 code for a protein of 307 amino acids.
UCUCAGCUUUCUUUACGCAAGGACAACUCCUAGUCUCUAAGCGAUCGACUUUGUCUGUGUGUGUGUGUAUAUGUGUCAAAUAUUUAUUAAUCACAAGAAAAAUUCAACACUUUAACAUGAAGAUCCUGUUGGUAUUCCUGGUUUGCGUGACCCUCACGUAUUGCAGCAAAACUAAAAAGCAGAUUCACGAUCAACAAAUAGUUGACAAUUAUGAGUUUGAAUAUGUGGACCACGGUGCACCCGCAUUAAGCUUGAUCGAUUCAAAUUCUCAUUAUGUCGAAGCAGUGCCCGUCGCGACAGUAGCUGCGAGUGGUCAUCGUUCAAGCCUCAUUCGGCCUGGUUACAGCGUGGGUGGCCCUUUAGCGAGUAUAGCUAAAGGAGCCGCUGAUCAGGCUCACACGCAAUUGAACCAGCAACCGGUAGCGGCUGGACAGGCGGCAUAUGUAGCCAAGAAUACGCUGGCCCAAGCGGCAGCGCAAUCCGCGGCAACGGCCGCUGCAGCCUUGGCUGGCAAACAAAUUAUUGUAAUGGGUCUAGAACAACAAUCGAGGGAUGCACAAGUCGCAGUGGAUGGUGAAAAGCAACAACUUCAACAGGCUCAACGUGCUGCCACAGCCGCAAGAAAUGCGGCGCAACAAGCGAUGCAUCAGGUGCAAGUGAUAACCACAGCGUUAAACGCGGCGCAGGCGACCGCCGAACAUGCCGCACAAGCAGCGUCGGAAGCUGCAGCCGAAUUAGCCGCGCAAACGACGAUGGUGGGCCAAGCUAAGGCGCGUGCUGAAACGAUAGCUGAGCAACUCGCGGCGGCGCGUUUAGAUUUUGACACAACGCAAGCAGCGGCACAAAAGGCCGCCAAUGCCGCCCAAGCUGCGCAGAGCAAUGCAGCGGCCGCGGCCGCACAUGCGGCCAACACUGCGGCCGCGACUGCGACCGCAAAUCAUCAUCCAGUCUCUUUGCACGCCGAAAUCGCUGACGAGCCUCUUAGCCUGAUCAAUUCCUUACCCGUAGACGCAUUAAGUUAUAAAGAUUAUCACCUUUAAGGACUUAUUCCGCGCCUCGCGCCUCUUCCCUUCAUUCCUUUGCAAGUGUAUGGCGGCACUUGCCCAUUCGACAUGGCGACACUAAAAGUGUCUGAAUCCCUUUUGCUUCUUACUAAUCAGUGAGGCUCAGUAUUUGUGCGCAUUAUCACCAAUUGUGCGUUUUCUUACCAGAUUGCACAAUAAAAUAUUGUUGCCAUA